Aspergillus niger is the source of this 363-nucleotide messenger RNA. RefSeq names its product alpha-galactosidase aglC-Aspergillus niger [truncated ORF] (gene aglC). NCBI's taxonomy places the organism in Eukaryota, Fungi, Ascomycota, Eurotiomycetes, Eurotiales, Aspergillaceae. The record is from RefSeq and is a predicted model, not a curated record. The annotation marks the transcript as partial. The transcript has a single exon.
CUGGNUCCGNCGACGGUGGAAGGGGACGAAAUAGUUCCCGAGCUCCUUGCGCUGGCGGAAAAGGUGAACCCUAUCAUUUUGAACGGAGAUCUGUAUCGGCUACGCCUACCUCAAGACUCCCAGUGGCCUGCCGCACUCUUUGUGUCUCAGGAUGGCGCACAGGCUGUUCUGUUCUACUUCCAGGUCCAGCCGAAUGUCAACCAUGCCGUGCCGUGGGUCAGGCUGCAGGGGUUGGACCCUAAGGCGGACUAUACCGUCGAUGGGGAUCAGACGUAUUCUGGAGCAACACUAAUGAAUCUGGGGUUGCAGUAUAGUUUUGACACCGAGUAUGGAAGCAAGGUAGUUUUCCUGGAGAGGCAAUGA